AUGAAGGCCGCCAGCAACAUCUUUGUCGCCACUCUGGCAGCCCAGGCCUCAGCUCUGGUCCAGAUGGAGGUUCGCUACAGCGACAGGAUGAUCGAUGUCGGCAAUCUCGAUCUGUUCGAAGUGACAUGGCAAGCCAUCUACGGCGAGACCGGCAACACCCGAGCCAUUAUGACCGACCGCUCCUUCGGCGCCCAGACAAACGAGUGCACACACGCCGAGGACUACGACCCUGACGUCACCGUCCAAGUCAAGAUGAACGGAGCCUGGGGCCAGACGCCCGGCCUCACCGACAACCAGAUGCGUGAGGGCCUGGUCCAGUCCAUGUGGGAGGUCCUCAGUCGCGUUUCAGACCCUUACGGAUACGAGGUUUUCAACGGCUGCCGCGGUCUGACCUGGAUGGAAAGUGUUGGAUACACCUCAGACGCCGCAUGCGGUCCCAAGAGCGCCCGUGACUGCGAGUACGCCUGCCGCAACGAGAACUCGCCUGGUCUGGCGCAGUGCAUGAACCACACAUGGGGCCAUAAGGUCCCCUCUUCGCUGCGUGUGACGGCUUACAUCGACGGUCGUCUGCAGCCUGAUGACUUGAUCAUCGAGUUUGGUGCUACUGUUAACCCUGUUACUGGAGGUUGUGGUUGGGUUGGAACCAUUGCUGGUGCUCUCGCUGGUUUCAUCCCUGUCGGUGGCGACCUGUUCGCCGCCGGCAUUGACAUUGGCUGCAGCGACUAG
Molecule: messenger RNA, 726 nt
Organism: Colletotrichum spaethianum
Lineage: Eukaryota; Fungi; Ascomycota; Sordariomycetes; Glomerellales; Glomerellaceae
Exons: 1
Coding region: 1-726 (241 amino acids)
Source: RefSeq, a predicted model, not a curated record